Camelina sativa (false flax) is the source of this 558-nucleotide messenger RNA. The record is from RefSeq and is a predicted model, not a curated record. Lineage: Eukaryota; Viridiplantae; Streptophyta; Magnoliopsida; Brassicales; Brassicaceae.
UUAUGCUGGAUUUAGCUGAUGACAAGGACAAAUUGGCAUCAUCAAAUGGGAAAUUAGCUCAAUAUCUCUGUAAAAUCCUUAAUGUGUAUUAUGCUUAUCAUCUUGAGGCUUACGAAAUCAAAGGUGUCUAUCUUCAUGAUCCUGCGACGAUCCUAGCGGCUUUCCUUCCAUCUCUGUUCACUUAUACAGAAGGAGUUGCUAGAGUGCAGACAAGCGGUAUUACCAGGGGACUUACUAUACUGUACAACAAUCUAAAGAAGUUUGAGGAAGUGACAGAGUGGUCAAACAAACCAUCGAUAAAAGUGGCAGUGACGGUUGACGCUCCUGCGGUAUUGAAGCUCAUAAUGGAUAGGCUUAUGGAGUCUUAGACUCAUCUCUCUUGCUUCACUUUUUGUGAACCCAUUUUCUCUUGUUUCCAACGGAAACCUACUUGAAAAUAAGGGCUCUUUCUCUUGCUUCAUUAUCAUUUUAAGUGCUUUUUUAAAAGAAAAUCUUUUGUCAAACCGAAUAUUAUUUUACCAUUUGAUGACCUACUAAUAAUAAAAUUAAAUUCUUUUC